Messenger RNA from Triplophysa rosa, 3194 nucleotides. RefSeq names its product selenophosphate synthetase 1 (gene sephs1). Bases 1171 to 2490 code for a protein of 439 amino acids. Gene Ontology annotation, molecular function: ATP binding; selenide, water dikinase activity. Gene Ontology annotation, biological process: L-selenocysteine biosynthetic process. NCBI's taxonomy places the organism in Eukaryota, Metazoa, Chordata, Actinopteri, Cypriniformes, Nemacheilidae. The record is from RefSeq and is a predicted model, not a curated record. Gene Ontology annotation, cellular component: cytoplasm. The transcript has 8 exons.
CACCGCCGACAUUUUUAUAAACAUUUCGGCCGGCCUGCUUCUCCUGUUCAUAUUAUUUUAGUUACGAUUUAGACUUUUUGUUAAUGAAAUGCAUAAACUAUUCUCUAUAUAUUGGAAAUUUGGAUAUGUAAACGCGCAGCUACGGUUGUACAUACACGAGGGGGUGUUGCAUUGAAUCAGCGCUUGCAGCGGUUCUAUUGAUGUCCGAUUCGCGAAAGCAUUGUUCUUCUAGAUCGGUUGUUUUAAAUGAUUCGUUCGAACUGAUUCGACAUGCGUUUGUUUAGGAGUAAAACUAUAAUGCUAGUGACAUGUUGAGGCCAUUAGCAGCGCAAAGUGUGACACGAUAUUUGAAAAGGCGUUUAAACUAUAUUGGUCUAGAAUUGAGACCUAUUAACAAUGGUUUUAUUGCAGUAAAAAUGCACGAAUGUUUUUUUUUUGGCGGAUUACCAUUAAUUAUUACAAAACUUUGGCUACUGUAGUACAGCUAUGGUUUAUUUUUGGAACUUUUUGAUUAACUGAACGAAUAGUGACAGCAUUUAUGUAUUUUAAGAAAUAAACGGCAAUAAAGCAACGUUUAAGUAAAUAUUUUUCACUUAGUCGUGUAGUGGCGGGAGUGUUAGGAACUCCCGAAUGACAGAAACAGAAUCGGUUCAUUGAACUGAUCCGUUCGUACGAACCGAAUCGAUUAAAUGAUUCUGUCUUGGACAGAGAACGCGCGGGCACCGUCACAACAUCAGCGUGCCCACAUUUUCGGUCCACACAUGCUUUGCAAAGUGUGUUUAUAAAGUAACCCGUUGUUUAUCGUGGAAAGUAAAGUAUACAUGGAGCAGAAUGCAUUAAUAGUGUAUAAAAGUUCUGAGUGCUGUAAUGAGCAGUGAUGGGAGAGAAACACGUUACUAUAUAAACAAGAGUCUGGACAGUGAAUUCAGACCAGAAAGAUUUUUGAACAGAGCUGAUGUAUUUAAAGGGGCGGAUGACAUUUACAUUUAUGCAUUUGGCAGACGCUUUUAUCCAAAGCGCCUUACAUUGCAUUAUACUAUACAUUUGUUUCCAAGUAUGUGCAGAGGAUGAACUCUGAGAGUCAGUUUAAAGACAUUUGAACACAUUUGAGGAGUUGCAUGGGGAUUGAUUUCAAUACCUUUUAGCUGUUGUCAGUUUUCUGAAUGAGUCAUGUGCAAAUACUUGAAAAACAAUUUCCAUUUUUACAAUCUUCUCUCCCUCUUUUGCUCUCUUUUAGACUACCCAAAUCCUAGUGUGAAGUGGUGCGUUUGUGUAUUCGCUGUUGUGUGCUGUAAGGUUGUUCUUUUAAACAUGUCGGUGCGGGAGUCUUUUAACCCUGAGAGUUAUGAGCUGGACAAGAACUUCAGACUAACACGCUUCACAGAGCUCAAGGGCACGGGCUGCAAAGUCCCCCAAGAAGUGCUUCAGAAACUUCUGGAAUCCCUGCAGGAAAAUCAUUAUCAGGAAGAUGAACAGUUUCUUGGAGCUGUUAUGCCCAGAUUGGGCAUUGGUAUGGACACCUGUGUGAUUCCGUUGAGACAUGGAGGCUUGUCACUUGUGCAGACAACAGACUACAUUUACCCCAUAGUGGAUGAUCCAUAUAUGAUGGGCAGAAUUGCUUGUGCCAACGUGUUGAGUGACUUGUAUGCCAUGGGGGUAACAGAAUGUGAUAACAUGCUGAUGUUGCUCGGUGUCAGUAACAAACUCACAGAGAAGGAGCGUGAUAAGGUCAUGCCACUUGUCAUCCAGGGUUUUAAGGAUGCGUCAGAGGAGGCAGGUACAUCCAUCACAGGUGGUCAGACGGUUUUAAACCCAUGGAUAGUCCUUGGGGGUGUGGCCACAACAGUAUGCCAACCUAAUGAGUUCAUUAUGCCAGAUAAUGCAGUACCAGGCGAUGUGCUGGUCCUCACCAAACCUUUAGGUACGCAGGUCGCAGUAGCAGUACACCAGUGGUUGGACAUUCCAGAGAAAUGGAAUAAGAUCAAGUUGGUGGUCACUCAGGAAGAUGUUGAACUGGCUUAUCAGGAGGCGAUGUUGAACAUGGCUCGACUCAACCGAACAGCGGCCGGGUUGAUGCACACCUUCAAUGCACACGCGGCGACCGACAUCACAGGUUUCGGGAUCUUGGGUCACGCUCAGAACCUGGCGCGGCAGCAGCGUUCCGAGGUGUCCUUCGUCAUUCACAAUCUGCCGGUUCUCGCCAAGAUGGCUGCUGUGAGCAAAGCCUGCGGGAAUAUGUUCGGUCUCAUGCACGGCACCUGCCCUGAAACCUCAGGAGGUUUGUUGAUCUGUCUUCCUCGUGAGCAAGCUGCCCGUUUUUGCGCCGAGAUCAAAUCUCCCAAAUACGGCGAGGGUCAUCAGGCGUGGAUCAUAGGCAUCGUGGAGAAAGGCAACCGCACGGCACGGAUCAUCGACAAGCCCCGCAUCAUCGAAGUCGCACCGCAGGUGGCCACGCAGAACGUCAACACCACCCCAGGAACCACGUCUUAAUUCUGAAUCCGUGAGCCACACGACAACCCUGAGCCACACCUGAGCAUAUAUCAAAAGAAUGAUAUAUACAUGGUCUGCCCACCCUGGCCUUCGGGCGACACUUCUUAUGGACACGGUUAUAAAGCAGAAGUAAUAAGAACAUUUAACGAUUGCCCUUUGUGUCUAUAGUUUUCCGUUUCAUUAACCCAACAUGCACCUGACUGUAAGGCAGCUUCCAAGUAGAAAGAGUAAUUCAUAUUAUAAUUUUCAUUUGAUACUGUUGAUCACGUCCAGUUUUCUCUGCUCUUCCUCUGUCCCACCGAUGAAAGAAUCAACUGUUGCUUCAUGUCGCGUUUUAGGCGUUCGGUAGUUCAAAUUGUAACAAAAUUUCACAAAGCUGUCACAUGAAAUAUAGUUUGAGUUCUUUUUCUACUUUUGUAUCAGCUCCUGUUUGUUGGGAACAUUAUUCAAUUGAAGAAACCCAAGAUAAUACCUCUGAAACGCAUCAAUGUUUUUGAUGGCAGAAUGUUCGAAAUAAUGGAGACGCAGUUCGUGCCGUAUGAUUUUCACAAUUUGACAUGGACGUCAUUGUAUAUGUGGUAGAGCUGCUUUUAUAUUCUGUACAAAGCUCAUACUUCUCUCUGUCUCUCAUAUUUGCUAAUCGUUAUAUAUGUAUAUGCCUUGCCCUUCCAAUAAAUCUCGGUUCUUUUUUAAUUUCUUGAAAA